This is a messenger RNA of Prorocentrum cordatum, 927 nucleotides long. The record is from the annotation of a GenBank genome assembly. Lineage: Eukaryota; Dinophyceae; Prorocentrales; Prorocentraceae.
AUGAAUUCGCGGCCGACUCUAUCGCCUUCUGAUCGUAUCUUCGUCCUGGUUUCGUCCAAGGACUGCUCGGCGGUCUUCGGAAGGCGCGCGGCAACGCCGGGCUUCGGCGGCGGUCGCGCCCCGAGCUUCCACUUCGGCCAGGGUUCCGCCGCGUCGGAGGCGCCCGACGCCUCGCCGCCCGCGCCCUGGUCGUACCUGCCCUACUACGUGGGCGAAGCGGAGAAGGCCCGCGUCCAGGUGCCCUACGUCGUGAGCCUCUCCGCGCUCUGCGUGUACGCCGCCCCGACGAUCAUCUCCAUCCGCCUCGGUACAGACCCCGACGCGGCCUUCUGGAUCGGGAGAGUCGGCCUGGUGGCCUGCCUCGUGCCCGUGUUCCUGGCGCUCAUGCACCUGGUCCACUCGGCGGAGCUGGCCCGGGGCAGGGCCCGGAGGUCCACCGUGAGCAUCACGGCCAUCGUUCCCGGGGUCGUGCUCGCCGUCACGGGGAUCGUGUACUCUGCCGAGUCCGCCUUCUUGCAGUCCCAUCUGAUGUCGGACGACUGCAUCGCGAGGUCGUCCCAGCCGCUGUCGGAGAAGCCGCGCCUGCAGGCGGCCUACGCGCUGGGCCUGAGGGCCUACGCCGCGUGCCAGGAGCGGCACUACGAUGACAACGGCCGCGAAAUGCUGCCACGGUCCCCGCACCCGACGCUGCAGCAGUGCACGCAGUGGAGGACCGCGGACGACAGCCUCGUCCUGGGCGAGGACUUGGUGACCUGGAGGGGAUAUGUGGACGAGCAGACGGUCGCAGAGUGGUUCCUGGGGAGCCUCGGGUUCGACUUGGUGUCCAAGAACUACUGGGCGGACAGGCCCCAGCGGGAGCACACGUACUAUUGGCGCGAGUGGGACUAUUUGGCCCAGGUGGAGGCGGGUGUGCGUUGGGCAUCAUGA